UUCUCGCUCCAAACCUCCCAUUCCUGGGUGGGGGACCACCACCGUGCGGAUGCGCGGAAGAUCUCUCUACUAUGAAUCCCCCUUCCAAUGCAGGGGACUCAUUGCAGCUUCCUCCUAGUCGUUGCUCAGUCCCCUCUCUCUCUCUCGCUAUCUCUCUCCCCCUUCGUUUUCCCUCUCCUCUUCCGCCUCUUCUCCCUCGCUCUCUCUCUCUCUCUCUCUCUCUCUCUUCUCCACCCCAACAAUGGAUAGAGAGAUAGCCCCCACCCUCCCCCGCAACGGCGACGCCUCUUCCAGUAACAAAUAUAGGGGUGGUUGGUGGAGAGAUAUAAUGCUCGCUUACAGGACGCUAGGAGUUGUUUUCGGUGGCCUUGUUACUUCACCUCUCUAUGUCUACCCUUCCAUGAACUUGAAUUCUCCCACGGAAGAAGACUACUUGGGCAUAUUUAGCAUCAUGUUUUGGACUCUUACGCUGAUUGGCGUUGUUAAGUACGUGUGCAUUGCUCUUAAUGCUGAUGAUCAAGGAGAAGGUGGAACUUUUGCUUUGUAUUCUUUACUCUGUAGGCAAACCAAUAUUGGCUUCCUUCCCACAAAACGGAUGAGUUCGAGUGGAGAUCCCUCACUUAUUAACCAGUCUACGUUAGCUGAAAAGGAAAGUAAGCUGGCAACAUUUCUGGAGAAAAGUAUAACUGCACGAAGAAUAUUGCUGUUCAUUGCUAUGUUGGGUAUGUGUAUGCUUAUAGGUGACGGCAUCCUUACGCCUGCUAUUUCAGUGUUAUCGGCAAUGGAUGGUCUACAAGUACCCUUCCCUUCAGUUGGUAAAUCUGCUGUGGAAGCUUUGUCUGCCGUGAUCCUGCUCGCUUUAUUCCUACUACAAAAAAAGGGCACUUCUCGAGUCAGCUUUCUCUUCUCUCCCAUUAUGGCUUCUUGGACCUUUACUACUCCUAUGAUCGGCAUAUACAGCUUUCUUCGAUACUACCCAAGUAUAUUCAAAACUGUUUCACCCCAUUAUAUUGUCGGUUUCUUUCUGAGAAAUGGAAAGAGAGGUUGGCAGUUGCUCGGUGGAACUGUUCUUUGCAUUACAGGUGCAGAAGCAAUGUUUGCUGAUCUUGGCCAUUUCAACAAGAGGUCUAUUCAGAUGGCAUUUCUUUUUACCAUAUAUCCUUCUCUGGUGCUCACAUAUGCGGGGCAAACAGCAUACCUGAUCAAGAAUCCUAAUGACCACAGUGAUGGUUUUUACAAAUUCGUACCUAACCCAGUUUAUUGGCCUAUGUUUGUCAUUGCAACCCUAGCAGCUAUUGUUGCUAGCCAAUCCUUAAUAUCGGCAACCUUUUCUGUCAUCAAGCAAUCAGUAGUCCUUGAUUAUUUCCCUCGCGUUAAAGUGGUUCACACAUCGCAGCACAAAGAGGGCGAGGUUUACUCUCCAGAAAUCAAUUAUAUUCUCAUGUGUCUGUGUGUUGGUGUUGUAUUGGGCUUCGGCGAUGGAGAAGAUAUUGGAAAUGCUUUUGGUGUUGUUGUUAUACUUGUCAUGUUUAUAACUACGAUCUUAUUAACCUUGGUUAUGAUCAUUAUCUGGAGGACCCCUAUCAUCCUUGCUGGAUUAUACUUUGUGUCGUUCUCGAUCCUGGAAGGGGCCUACGUAAGUGCCGUCAUGACCAAGUUUAUCAAAGGAGGUUGGCUUCCUUUCGCCGUCUCUAUUAUCCUUGCAUUCAUAAUGUUCGGUUGGUACUACGGGAGACAAAAAAAAGUAGAAUACGAAAUGAGUAACAAAAUCACUUUAGAAUGCCUCGCGGAGCUCUUAUCAAGGUCGGAAAUCCAAAGAGUCCCCGGUUUAUGCUUCUUUUACAGCAAUAUACAGGAUGGGCUGACUCCUAUACUCGGACACUACAUCCAAAACGUGCGCUCUCUCCAUAAAGUCACAAUCUUCACCACUCUUCAGUACUUGUUGGUGGCCAAGGUUGCUCCGAACGAGAGGAUAAUAGUAAAGAGGUUAGGAAUUCAUGGUGUAUAUAGUUGUAUUGUCCAGUACGGAUAUGCCGACUCUUUUACUCUCGAGGGUGAUGACUUUGUAGCUCAAAUUACUAGUAGUUUGAGAGCAUACAUCGAGAGGAACCUCGACGAGCAAUUGCAUAUUUCCGACGAAGAGGAGAUUUCAGACUUGGAGGAAGCUAAAUCGGCGGGAGUUGUUCAUGUUCGGGGUAAGACGAGGUUUCAUAUAGGUAAGGAAGCUGGCUGGUCUGACAAGAUAUUGCUCAGAUUCUACGAGUUUCUUCACAGCAAUUGUCGGUCUGCGUUACCGACAUUGGGAGUACCCCUUCAACAGAGAAUGGAGAUUGGAAUGCUGUACAAAGCUUGACGCGAUUGUAAACUGUAUUAGUCUGACUACAUGUUUGUACCAGAUUUAGAGCCAAUCUUAGGAAUGAUGCUGUACUCUCUGUGAUCACAUAUCUGCCGGUAACGUAUGCCACUGCGCGUCACGACGUCACUGGUGGGAGCAGAUUGAGGUUAUUUCUUAUUUUUGCGACAGAAGCUGUCGUAAAAUUAUAUGAUUUUGAACUCUUGUUAAAGUUUUCAUAUUUCAGCUCCAACAUUAUAGCUCAAUGUACAAGAUUAUUGUCAUUAUACACUAUAGGAGGUUGAAUUAAGAGUUGAUAUCAUCUUUUUAUUGUCU
Ananas comosus (pineapple) is the source of this 2668-nucleotide messenger RNA. RefSeq names its product probable potassium transporter 17. Gene Ontology annotation, biological process: potassium ion transmembrane transport. Bases 242 to 2353 code for a protein of 703 amino acids. Gene Ontology annotation, cellular component: membrane. NCBI's taxonomy places the organism in Eukaryota, Viridiplantae, Streptophyta, Magnoliopsida, Poales, Bromeliaceae. The record is from RefSeq and is a predicted model, not a curated record. Gene Ontology annotation, molecular function: potassium ion transmembrane transporter activity. The transcript has 8 exons.